CCAGAGCCAGAAAUGGCGUGUGGCUUCCGCAGAUCCAUUGCCAGCCAGCUUUCCAGAGUGCUGGAUCUUCCACCAGAAAACUUGAUCAAAUCAAUAUCUGCAGUUCCAAUUUCCAGGAAAGAAGAAGUAGCUGACUUUCAGCUAUCUGUGGAUUCUUUACUGGAAAAUAGCAAUGAUCACAUAAGACCAGAUAUUCAAGUUCAAGCCAAGAAACUGGCAGAGAAGCUGAAAUGUGAUACAGUGGUGAGUGAAAUCAGCACUGGUCCAGGAACUGUGAAUUUCAAAAUAAACAGAGAACUACUAACAAAGGCUGUGUUACAUCAAGUAAUUGAAGAUGGCUCAAAAUAUGGACUAAAAAGUGAACUUUUCUCUGGUCUUCCCCCAAGGAAGGUUGUGGUUGAAUUCAGUUCGCCUAAUGUUGCCAAAAAAUUUCAUGUUGGACAUUUGCGUUCCACCAUCAUAGGAAAUUUUAUAGCAAAUCUCAAAGAAGCUUUAGGACAUCAAGUAACAAGAAUAAACUACCUUGGAGACUGGGGUAUGCAAUUCGGUCUUCUGGGAACAGGCUUCCAACUGUUUGGCUAUGAAGAAAAACUCCAGUCCAAUCCUUUGCAGCAUCUCUUUGAAGUUUAUGUACAAGUUAAUAAAGAAGCAGCAGACAAUAAAAAUAUAGCAAAAUUGGCCCAUGAAUUCUUCCAACGAUUAGAACUGGGUGACAUCCAAGCACUUUCACUGUGGCAAAGAUUUCGGGACUUGAGCAUUGAAGAGUACAUUCGGAUUUACCAGCGUUUAGGAAUAUACUUUGAUGAAUACUCAGGAGAAUCAUUUUAUCGUGAAAAAUCUCAAGAAGUCUUAAAGUUGCUGGAAAGUAAAGGACUCCUACAGAAAACGAUAAAAGGAACAGCUGUAGUAGAUCUCUCUGGGAAUGGUGACCCCUCUUCAAUUUGUACUGUAAUGCGAAGUGAUGGGACUUCUCUCUAUGCAACCAGAGAUAUAGCAGCUGCUAUAGAUCGAAUGGACAAGUAUAAUUUUGAUACAAUGAUUUAUGUGACAGAUAAAGGGCAAAAAAAGCAUUUUCAGCAAGUAUUCCAAAUGCUGAAGAUCAUGGGAUAUGAUUGGGCAGAAAGGUGCCACCACGUGCCCUUUGGAGUAGUCCAAGGAAUGAAGACAAGAAGGGGAGAUGUCACUUUUCUGGAAGAUGUCUUAAAUGAGAUUCGACUAAGGAUGCUACAGAAUAUGGCUUCCAUUAAAACAACUAAAGAACUCGAGAACCCACAAGAGACUGCAGAGAGGGUUGGGCUCGCAGCGCUCAUUAUUCAGGACUUCAGAGGUUUACUCUUAUCGGAUUAUCAGUUCAGCUGGGAUCGUGUUUUCCAGAGUCGUGGGGAUACAGGAGUCUUCCUUCAGUACACGCAUGCCCGCCUCCACAGUUUGGAAGAGACUUUUGGAUCUGGUUAUCUGAAUGACCUCAACACUGCUUGCUUACAAGAGCCACAGUCUGUUUCAAUUCUCCAGCAUCUUCUCAGUCAUCUUGCAGCUGUGGCACACAAAACACUCCAAAUAAAAGACAGUCCUCCUGAUGUGGCUGGGGCCAGACUUCAUCUUUUCAAAGCUGUCCGUUCUGUCUUGGCCAAUGGAAUGAAACUUCUUGGAAUAAUUCCUGUAUGUAGAAUGUAAUUUGUAAUUAAAAUGGUGUUUUAAAAUGCUAAGUGAAUUUCAGUUAUUUGUUUUUAGAUGAAAUACGUAUGACUUACCAACUUAUUUAAUCCUUAUCCUUAACAAAGUAAUGUGAGUUCCCUCAUGGUCAGUAGGUACUUAGAAUUUGUAAAACUAAGUUGUGUCAUUUUAAACUCAAAAUAUCGUGGUCUAAUGGGGAUAAAGAAUUUAAACUAUGACUUGACGUUUCUUAUA
Messenger RNA from Urocitellus parryii (Arctic ground squirrel), 1908 nucleotides. It is a transcript of the gene Rars2, whose product is annotated as arginyl-tRNA synthetase 2, mitochondrial. The record is from RefSeq and is a predicted model, not a curated record. Gene Ontology annotation, cellular component: cytoplasm; mitochondrion. Lineage: Eukaryota; Metazoa; Chordata; Mammalia; Rodentia; Sciuridae. Gene Ontology annotation, molecular function: ATP binding; arginine-tRNA ligase activity. Gene Ontology annotation, biological process: arginyl-tRNA aminoacylation; mitochondrial translation.